AUGCAGCCAACUCCGACAUACUGCAUUAGUGACGACCAGAAGGGCAGUGUCUACGAACCGGCCGAAGACACUUUCCUGUUGCUCGAUGCUCUUGAAAAGGAUGCUGAGGUUAUUUGCUUCAUCACUUCAUCACUUGCGGGUCGGUUUGUUCUUGCAGUAUGGUUGCUGGGAGGUCGUAUUAAUGGGUCUGACUUAUCAUGCGUUUUUGCUGUGCAGCGCUAUACCGCUGCAACAGCUACCAAAAACGCAUAUUCUCGAGAGAUCGUCUGCGCAUGCAUGUGUUCGGAAGCGAGGGAACUUUGUCACCCACUUUCGUCUCAGCAAUCAGGAAAGCUCCCGGGAAAAUAA
This is a messenger RNA of Gongylonema pulchrum, 348 nucleotides long. The record is from the annotation of a GenBank genome assembly. NCBI's taxonomy places the organism in Eukaryota, Metazoa, Nematoda, Chromadorea, Rhabditida, Gongylonematidae.